Molecule: messenger RNA, 1181 nt
Organism: Aricia agestis (brown argus)
Lineage: Eukaryota; Metazoa; Arthropoda; Insecta; Lepidoptera; Lycaenidae
Gene: CtsB
Product: cathepsin B
Exons: 1
Coding region: 89-1099 (336 amino acids)
Biological process (GO): regulation of catalytic activity
Cellular component (GO): lysosome
Molecular function (GO): cysteine-type endopeptidase activity
Source: RefSeq, a predicted model, not a curated record
CACGCCACACUCAAUAUCAUACUCAGUCGACGCGCAGCGCUCCCGAAGAAUGAGCGCUUAGUUUUACGGUCGAUUUACCAAAGAAAUAAUGAUGUUACGUGUCGUGCUAAUAGUUUCCGCGUAUGCGCUAGCAUUUACCAACGCUGAUACCGAUCCUCAUCCUCUAUCCGAGGAUUUCAUCAGCCUGAUCAACUCGAAACAGGACUCAUGGAAAGCGGGACGCAAUUUCCCGCCGACGACGACGCUCGAGACCCUAAAAAGGAUGAUGGGGGCGAAGCCCGAUCCUAACCUCAUGAAUCUGAUGAGCGUGGAGCACGAGGACGACGUCAUCGCCAACCUGCCCCACAACUUCGACCCGAGGGACAAGUGGCCGAACUGCCCGACCCUCAACGAGGUGAGAGACCAAGGCAACUGCGGCAGCUGCUGGGCCUUCGGCGCCGUGGAGGCCAUGUCGGACCGCUACUGCAUCUACUCCAACGGCACCAAGCACUUUCACUUCUCCGCGGAGGAUCUUCUCAGCUGCUGUCCAGUCUGCGGGCUCGGAUGCAACGGCGGUAUCCCGACGCUGGCCUGGGAGUACUACAAGCACUUCGGUAUCGUCUCCGGCGGCAACUACAACUCGUCCCAGGGCUGCGUACCGUACGAGGUGCCGCCGUGCGAGCACCACGUUCCGGGCGACAGAUUACCGUGCAAGGGCGACACCGCGACGCCCAAAUGCUACAGAACCUGCGAGAAGGGCUACCCGAAGACUUACAAGGAGGACAAGAAGUAUGCGAAGCACGUUUACUCGAUCCGAGGCGGCGAGGACCAUAUUCGGGCUGAAAUUUUCAAGAAUGGACCGGUCGAGGGGGCGUUCACCGUGUUCGCGGACUUAUUGACGUACAAAUCCGGCGUCUACCGUCACGUAGCCGGCAGCGAGUUGGGCGGACACGCCAUUAAGAUUAUGGGCUGGGGAGUGGAGGACGGCAAGAAAUACUGGAUCAUCACCAACUCCUGGAACACCGAUUGGGGUGACAACGGCUUCUUCAAGAUCGUCCGCGGUGAGGACCAUUGUGGUAUCGAAAGUUCCAUUGUGGCCGGCGAGCCAUUGUUUGAGUAAUUAUUAUCAAAUACGUAAUAGACAAUGAGCAAUUAUAAGUGUGUUAUGUUUAGACAAUAUUUUCAAUAAACUUAUAAGCAUA